Populus euphratica (Euphrates poplar) is the source of this 1397-nucleotide messenger RNA. Its product is annotated as RUN/FYVE domain protein. Lineage: Eukaryota; Viridiplantae; Streptophyta; Magnoliopsida; Malpighiales; Salicaceae. The transcript is spliced from 13 exons. Bases 27 to 1247 code for a protein of 406 amino acids. The record is from RefSeq and is a predicted model, not a curated record.
AUGGCUAAGCAAUUUUUGGAGGGAAAAUGGAGUUGCUUAAACUGUCGAAAUUCAAGCUCCAGCUCCAAGCCCUAGCUAUCGAGGUUGGAGGUCUCAGGGAGAGAGAACAGUCGGCCACUGAGCAAUGCCGAAAUCUAAUUCAAAAACAGAAGCAAACAGAUGAGGAAUACCGCAGACAGUUGCAGGAAUUACAAUCGGAGUUGGCUUCCUCCAAUGAAUUGCACCAAAAGCUCCAAAGGAAGGUCAGUUACCUUCAAAAUGAUAACGCCUUGCUCGAAGACAAGCACAAAGAUUUGAAAGGAACAAUACAAAGCCUGCUUCAAUCGAAAGAAAGUUUUGUAGAUUCCUACCAGGAAUUAACCUGCGAAAUGAAACGUUCGAUUGAAGCCGGAGAUAGAAAGCUCAUUGUCCUAUCAGAGAAGAUAAACUCUCACCUGUCUUUAUUUGAUUCCAUAGAAAGGGAGGCUUUGUCUAUCAAGCAACUUGUGGAUAAAGUGCAACUCCUUGUUAGUGAAAAAGAGGGAGUAGUGGCUGGCUUACGGAGCAAGAUGGACAAGGUUUCUGCUUUUGAAAAUGUAUUUUUUGAAAGGAUCCGCAACUUGGAAAAUAGAUUAAAAGGUGACGAGGAUGAGUUCCGAAGAAAGGACAGAAUCAUUUCAGAGCUAGAACAGCAGCUGGAAGUGGCAAAACUUAAUAACAGAUGUCAAACUCAAAUUGAAGAGCUUCAGAAAACUCUAUUUGCAAAGGAUGCAGUAAUACAGAAUCUAAUUUCUGAGAAAGAGGCAUUGCACUGUGAAGUGGGGGGUUUAGCAAUAAUAUUACAGAAGAUUCAGGAGACUGUUGUAAACAUGAAUGAAGAGGAUAAAAGGUUAUUCUCCUCGCUACUAGAGUGCCAAGGAGACUGUGAUAAGGUUGUGACAAAGGAAGAUACUGACAGGAUUGAAGACUUGGUUCAAAACAGUGGAGAGCCAUCUCCCAACAAAGCUUCCAGGACUGGAACAGGAGAAAAUCGAGGUUGGGGGCAUAAUUCAGAUGGAAACAUCUUGCAAGAGGACAAUCGCUCUAACUCCAGCGUGGCAGAGCUGACAUGUUCUCCCUUGCAGUCACCUUGCUCUGAACUUCACUCUGCAGCUAAUUGUCCAAGCAUUUCUGUACACAAUGCCAAGGUUAACUGCACCGCAGUAGCACACCACUUAGAUUCUGAGUGUUCAACGACCCAGGCGGAGACCUCACAAGAUCCAUGUUAAGCAUCACGGUUUUUCAUUUUAGGGUAUUUGCUCUGUAAGUGCGGUUGGCUGCUUUGUGAAAGCGUGUGCCUGUGUGUUUUCGUUUGGCUGUAUCUGUAUCUGAUUGUUUAUGCUUAAAGAAACUAUAAAGUCCCAAAAUCAUCAAAGCAC